AUGUAUUUCUCUCGAGUCUUUAUGGCCGCAGCCGCUGCUUUUGCGACCCUCGCCGUUGCUGGUCCUUCCUACCCAAAUUUGUUGGAUACUCGUACACCUAUGUGCUCCAACGGCCAAUCUUGCGAAGGUGUUAACUCCGACACCUGCUGCUACUCUGCUGAAUGUUGCUUUGUCUGCUCCGAGGGCAGUGAUGCCGAGUGUAGUCCAGAGAUCACUGAGCGCUCUAUUUUCACUGAGAUCGCGUAG
Messenger RNA from Botrytis porri, 246 nucleotides. RefSeq lists its product as uncharacterized. The coding region runs from base 1 to 246 and encodes 81 amino acids. The record is from RefSeq and is a predicted model, not a curated record. Lineage: Eukaryota; Fungi; Ascomycota; Leotiomycetes; Helotiales; Sclerotiniaceae. The transcript has 2 exons.